AGCUGCAGUCGGGAAGCGUGGACAGCAGGUCCUGAAGCGCGCAUGGGGCUGGGCCCGCGUUCCGCUCACAAGGCGCGGCGCCAGUUCCCGGGCGCAAGCCGACGGGGACGUGCGGCCCGGGGCUCGGGGCGUCCCCCUCCGGGCCGCGAUGGGUGUCCGCGGCUGCCGGCGGGCGCGUGUGCGGAGAAGGCCCCGGAGGCUCUCCCGCACCUGAGCCCGGAGGCUCUCGGGUAUUUCCGACGGGCGCUGUCAGAGCUGAAAGUGGCUCCCGACGCCGCUGAAGAGCGAGCCUUGAUGGUGCGCAAUAUUUUGAAGGAAGUGGAGGCUCAGGCUCUAGCCUUGGCCACGAACAGGACCGGUAGCGAAAUGCUGCAGGAGCUUUUGGGGUUCAGUCCUUUGAAACCUCUGUGUCGAGUGUGGGCUGCUCUGCGCCCCAACUUGCGCUUCGUGGCCUGUCAUCGGUGUGGGGUCCACGUGUUACAAAGUGCUUUGCUGCAAGUGCCUCGGUUACUGAAGAGUCCUGCAGAAGCAGAGGAGGAGGAUGACGAGGAGGAGGAGGAAGAGGAGAAGGAUGGGCCCUUGCAGACUCUGGAGGAGCUCGUCCUGGGACUAGCUGCUGAAGUGUGUGAUGAUUUUCUUUUCUUCUGUGGAGACACACAUGGCAGCUUUAUGGUCAGAACUCUGCUGCAAGUAUUGGGAGGUACUCUACUGGAGUCUGAGAAAGCCAGGCCCCGCGGUUCCCAGUCAUCUGAAACACAAAGGCCCUCAGCUCGGGACUGUAAACCAAGUGAUUUUGAGGUUCCUAAAACCUUCUUGAAUCGCCUUCAGGACCUGAGCGCCUGCUUUCUGAAGGACAUUGCUGUAUUUAUCACCAACAAGAUCUCCAGCUUUUGUCUUCAAGUGGCCUUACAGAUCUUACACCGCAGAUUGCCCCAGCUUUGUGCCCACCUCUGUGAUGCUGUCAUUGAUUACCUGAGUUCUCGCAGUUCUUCAGCGGGUGGCAGCCCUCUACUCCUAUUUCUUCGGGAUCAGACAAGCUCCAGACUCUUGGAGCAGGUGCUACUGGUAUUAGAACCGGAGAGGUUCCAGCGCCUCUUUGAGGAUUACUUUCAGGGUCAGCUGCAUUCCUUGGCUGCACAUCCCAUUGCUAACUUCCCAUUGCAGCGCUUACUGGAUGCAAUCACUUCUCCUGAAUUGCUAGCCCUUGUGUUUGAGGAGCUGAGCCCUGCCUUGGAAGCUGUGCUGGCCCAGGGCCACCCAGGGGUAGUUGUCGCUCUGGUAGAAGCCUGCCGCAGGGUUGGGACUCACCAGGCCCAGGUCUUGCAGCUGUUACUGGAGGCGUUCCACUGCGCAGAGCCCUCAUCCCGGCAAGUAGCCUGUGUGCCUCUCUUUGCCUCUUUGUUGGCUUAUGAGGUAUACUAUGAACUAAUGGAGGAGGAGGGGGCAGAGCCUGCAGAACAUCAGGUAGACAUGGCCACAACAAGAGCUCUGAGAGAAGUGACAGUACUUGGGUCUUUACUGCUCCAGCAUUUGCUGUAUUUCUCCAAUCCUGGACUCAUACUUCGAAGUCUGAGUGCCUUGACAGGAUCACAGCUUCUGGCUCUGGCCCAAAGUCCUGCUGGCUCUCAUGUAUUUGAUGCCAUCCUGACUAGCCCCUCUGUGACACACAAGCAGCGUCGACGUGUGCUGAAGACACUAAAGGGACAGUACGUGGCUCUUGCCUGUAGCCGCCAUGGCAGCCGUGUAUUAGAUGCCAUCUGGAGCGGAGCAGCUUUGGGGGCCCGGACAGAAAUUGCUGCUGAAUUGGGAGAGCAGAAUCAGGAGUUGAUUCAAGAUCCUUUUGGCCACCAUGUGGCUCGAAAUGUGGCCCUGACUACCUUCUUGAAGCGGCGAAAAACUUGGGAAGAACAGCAGAGUGCUGUGGCCAAGAGAAGACGGUUACUGAACUCAAUCCUUGAUGACUGAGGUCUCUUGAUAGGGAGGGUGAAAGGACAUGGUUAUUUUUCCUGGUUGAAAUUGGAGCCAAAAGUCCUAAUGGAGCAAGAUGUAAAACACAAAACUGUAAACCUACUACUACCCAGGAGGUUGAAACAAGAAUAUCAAGAAUUCAAGGCCAGCCUGGGCUGUGGCAGCCAUAUCCUGUUCAUCCCUUUGUCUGUCUAUCCCACCCCCAUCGCUACCCCCAAGGCAUACUGGUAAACAUUUUUUGUAUUUUUC
Psammomys obesus (fat sand rat) is the source of this 2217-nucleotide messenger RNA. RefSeq names its product NOP9 nucleolar protein (gene Nop9). Gene Ontology annotation, molecular function: RNA binding. The coding region runs from base 43 to 1965 and encodes 640 amino acids. Gene Ontology annotation, biological process: endonucleolytic cleavage in ITS1 to separate SSU-rRNA from 5.8S rRNA and LSU-rRNA from tricistronic rRNA transcript (SSU-rRNA, 5.8S rRNA, LSU-rRNA); endonucleolytic cleavage in 5'-ETS of tricistronic rRNA transcript (SSU-rRNA, 5.8S rRNA, LSU-rRNA); ribosomal small subunit export from nucleus. The record is from RefSeq and is a predicted model, not a curated record. Gene Ontology annotation, cellular component: preribosome, small subunit precursor; 90S preribosome; nucleolus. The transcript is spliced from 10 exons. Lineage: Eukaryota; Metazoa; Chordata; Mammalia; Rodentia; Muridae.